AAGAGGAAGAGGAAGCAAACAAGCAAGAAGAAGGCAAGGGCAAAGAGGAAGAUAAACAGGCUUUCCUCUCUGAUGCAUAUGUAUUCAGUGACUAAGUUUCAGCGUGUAUCACGGAUGUAAUAAUUGAUAAUAAUUUUGGUUCAAUUUUGUAAUUUAACUACUUCGUAUGUAUACAACAUUAUAGUCGUGAUCAAUCAUUUGAGCACAUGCAAAUACAUACACUAUAAGUAUACGAAAUAUAGUAGAAAACAAUACGUUUAAAAUCAUAAUAUUGGUUAAGGAAGAAUCUAUUUACAAUGGCAGGUUUUGGGAGAUUUAUAUUAUCCGUCGAUUCAAGAAGCUUUUUAUGCGCAAGAAACUGUUUGGUGAAAAUCUCACAAAAUAAGUCAAAAUAUGCAAAAGUACAAGGGCGAGAAGUUGAACUCCCACCUAAGCCGAAGAAACCAUUGACCACGUUCCUUAUAUACUUACGAACCAUUAGAUCAAAGUUAAGGGAAGAAAACUCUGAUCAGAAAAUGUCUGAAGUAGUAAAAGAAGCUUCCAAAGACUGGGCUAAUUUAGAUCCAGCUCUCAAAAAAGAUUUUGAAGCUCAAUAUGAGCAGAAUUACAAAAAAUAUAUUCUCGACAUGAAACAUUAUCAAGAAUCAUUAACUGACGAACAUAAAUUGUUAUUGCAAAAUCAGAAACAGAAGUCUCUAGAAAAAUCUACUCUAUUGGAUAUAAAACGGAAAAUGGAAUCUUUUAAUAAACCGAGAAGGCCCAUAAACGCAUUUCUUAUGUAUUUGCAUUCAAAGCGUCAUGUUAAAACCGCAGAUAUUUCACUCAAGGAAUGGUUAUCUAUAACAACAAACGAAUGGACCAAAUUGCCAGAUGCAGAAAGGCAUGUAUACGUAAAUGAAGCAAAGAAAUUAAUGGAUCAGUAUAAAGAAAAUCUUAUGAAAUGGGAAGAAGACAUGAUAAGUUUAGGUCAAGUAGACAUUAUAAGACGUAAGAAGUAUAAGAAUUUAUUCGCCAAAACAACAAAAGACAGCUAGAAUUUUACAUGAUCCAUAUUGGUUUUAAUAAAUUAUGUACAAACCUAAAACUGAAUUUAUGUACAUAAUAUUGAAACCUAUAAGGAAUUAUUAAAUUACCAAAUAUUACAAUGAAUAUUUCAUAAUUCAUACCUUUCUCGUAUUACUUAUUUGGCUUUGAAAAACAUUUUUAAAAAAUUCAUACAAAUUACAUUAUUCUUACGUUAAAAUGACCACAAUAAAUAAAUACUGCAUCAUGUACUUAACAUACUAUUGAGCAUUAAUUGGUUACAAUAUGUACACUUUACCUUCUUAUAAAUGAGCAUUAGUUAUACAGAUUUGUUUCUUUGCAUUUAUUUUGCUGAUGGUUUGCUAUGUUUCUUUAAAUAAAUCUAUUAAUGAAAUAUGUAUUUUGUCUAAACAUGAAAAUCCUAUGCAUGUAUAGUCGAUAUAUGACAUGUACUUUUAUUUUCUAUAAAAUUUUUACAAAAUUUA
Molecule: messenger RNA, 1508 nt
Organism: Megalopta genalis
Lineage: Eukaryota; Metazoa; Arthropoda; Insecta; Hymenoptera; Halictidae
Gene: TFAM
Product: mitochondrial transcription factor A
Source: RefSeq, a predicted model, not a curated record